Messenger RNA from Aspergillus homomorphus CBS 101889, 2832 nucleotides. RefSeq lists its product as uncharacterized. Lineage: Eukaryota; Fungi; Ascomycota; Eurotiomycetes; Eurotiales; Aspergillaceae. Bases 234 to 2447 code for a protein of 737 amino acids. The record is from RefSeq and is a predicted model, not a curated record. The transcript is spliced from 3 exons.
AGGGCUCUGGGUUUUCUCUUACAUUCCUCCGUUCCACGGUUCCUACAUUCUCCUCCCCGCUGUCAUUAUCGUCGCUCACUUCCUCCUUUCCCCUCGUGAACCUCUGGUUGCGACGGGCAUUCCUUCAUUUUAAGCUUAUCCGAGCAAUCCGCAUUCCUCUCUUCCACCCGCUCGUCGCGUGGGUCAAUGCUUUAGUCCCUUAGUUCGCGGCGUCGUCGUCAUCCAUCGCGAACAUGGGCGAGUCCGACCCUCCAUACCUGUACGAACGCCCCAUCCGACAGCAAACAGCCUCCCCACGGUUCUACAGUCAGGCAUUCAAUCCCAAGGCCGUGACACAAGCUAGCUGGGCUCAACCAGAGCCAAAACCUGAAGUCAAAGGUCACCUCGUGGACCUCAAUCGGCACCCGGACUCGUACUACAAUGUUCCCGAUCGGACGCGAUGGACUCCCAUGAGCCUCCAUACCAAAAGUAGAGUGAUCUACGGGCGAAAAGUGCAACUUGGGCUGCGGGUGCUUGCUUUGGUUGGCGCUCUUGGGUCUUUGUUCUGCUCGAUCGUCAUCAAGAAUGCGGCAACCACUAUUAUCUGGAUCGUGCGAGUGGGACCAGCUGUAGCAAUCCUACACAACCUAUACGGCAUCUGGCACUUGCGUCGAUCGGCCAUCAGUAGGCCUCCUGGUUCCCAAGCGAGCUACAUGCUUUUCGCGGGAACAUUUGAUUUCGGCUUGGUACCAUACUAUGUUUUUGCUGCGUUUCUUGCGUACAGGCAGUGGACCGACAGCGCCUGGAACUGGACCACGCUAUUGAGCUCCGAUCAGGAUGUGACAGCCAAGAUUGCUGAAUCCACGUUUCUGCUGAGUGUGGUCAAUGGCGGUUUGCAUGCGAUUUCCCUUGGGAUCUCGAUUUUCUUGGGUGUCAUCUUCCAUCAGAUUCGGAAACUGCCUCCAGACAUGAACCCACUGGAAGACAAUCUCACUGCCCGCCCACUAAGGCAAAGCAAAUCGGAGACUAAAGAAAAGCAUGCUAGUCUAUCUACGUUGGAUACCGAUUUCGGCUCUAGUGACGACCCGUUGAUCAAUACUCCUCGUACGGUACCUUUUAUGCAUACCCGGGAUAACAUGUACCUAGAGGGCCUGGGCCGCUACCCUCCCAGCGCUUCCGAAAACAGAAAUUCGCAGUACUCGCAAACAAACCAGCGGAUGUCGCGGGCAGAGUCGAUUCCUCAGUUACCAUUCCAGCAGGCUAACGAUAUCCCGGAUGAUAUUACCAUCAACUCGCCUAUUGAGAACCCCGACAUCUUUACCAGACCCACGACGACGAUUGCUCAUGGCUCUCCGGUCCGUGAGCCCUCGCCUGCAAUUCCUCCCCGAUCUCAAUGCGUAAGCCCUGCGUCAGACAAUUGGAUCGUGUAUCCAUCCCGCCCCGCGUCUCCUGCCGAGGAAGUGACCCAGCACGCAGCCCCUCGUGAGCCGUCAUCCGCUUACAGUGCCGCCGAGACUCUCGCUUCCGCCAAGAACGGCGUCAUGGAAUGGUUCAACGGUCCCCAACGUCAGGGUCAGCCUGUUGGACAAGCCAUUACUGAAGACGUCCGCGGUGAGUACGAGUCCAUCGCAGCCGACGAGUUCUACGGCCACAACCAGGACGACGAUGUCCACGACUUCCUGUACCGCAGCGGCCUCUACGAUAGCGCCGAACAUGACCUCGGUAACCAUCGCAUCGACAUCUUCCAGGACCACGACCAGGAACACGAAUAUCUCGACGAAGAAACCCGCAACUCACUGCGUGUCAACCCUCUCGCACUCAAUCCGCCGAGUCCGCAGCCCAGACUCAACGGUAUCCGCAGCGUCACCAACCGUACUUCGAGCGGGCGUAUGGCCUUGACCGAUAUCCCAAACCUCUCCCCCACCCCCCAACAGAGCUCGGAAGCCAUUACCGCCGACCCAACUCCAAAGAAAGCCAAGACCUUCUAUGGAGACGUUGCACAAGCAGGAAGCGGCAACAGCAACCCGACCCGCAAGGCUAGUCUCGGGCAGAAAAUCGGCAAGUUCACCAUGACCCGGAACCAGAAGCGCAGCGCAUACGGCGCCCUCAAGCAACACGAUGAUGAAGACGGCGACUACCCGCACCAUCUUCAAGCUGACCCCGUCACCCUCGACGGGGAUCGCAAAGGGCGCGUGGUCAGCAACUCCGGUGCGGACUUUGGUCGUGCGGCUGCUGAGUCGCAACCCGCCGGGGCUAAAUCUUCCUCGUCGAUGUCCUACGGCAAUUACCUUGCUGGGUUAGGAGUCGUCGGAGUCGGCAGACGCCGCGACGUUAGCGGAAAGAUAGCUGAAGAAGGCAGAGUGCAGAGCAGCGUGAAGUCUGGGUUGGACAGCAGUCCUGCCCGGGCCGACGAGAGCGCCGCCAAACCUGGCCGUGCCGCUGGGUGGGCGCGAUUCGCUGGCCUUUAAGCUCGGGUCUCUCUCAUUCGCAUUCAGCGGUAACGGGACAUUCCGGAAUGUAUUCCGCGCUGCGAUUGGGACUUGAAUUGUAUUUAUUUGUGCGAUGUGCUUACCUGUGUUUAUGGAGAGGGUUUUUGUACUUUUGUCUUUCGUUACAUGAUUUGAUGGUAUUGAUUUGGAUGGAUUAUGAUGAUCUAUGCGGAUAUGAUUUGAUUUGUUUGAUGGAUUGAUUGAUUGAUUGAUUGAUUGACGGAUUUAACUGAGUGAUGGAUUGGAUGGCUUGGUUCUUACUAUGCGGUGAUACUCCUUCUCUCGCUCUGGUUUAUGUUAUUGUAUUGUAAGUUUAACGCACAUACUACUUGCUGGCGACCAGCAAGCAAAAAUGAAACAGAAC